GGGCGAGCACGCCGCCCGCCGCCUGCGUCGUCCAUCGCCGCCUUCGGAGAAGGAGGAGGCCGGACCUAUGGCGGGCCGCGACGGAUUCGAGGACGACGACGUCAACCUCCCGCAGUCGUCGCCACCGCGUCGUCCGUCGCCGCCGCCGGAGAACGAGGAGGCCGGACCCGGACCCAUGGCGGGCCGCGACGGAUUCGAGGACGACAACGUCAACCGCCUGCAGUCGUCGCCACCGCGUCGUCGAUCGCCGCCUUCGGAGAAGGAGGAGGCCGGACCCAUGGCGGGCCGCGACGGGUUCGAGGACGAUGACGUCAACCGCCCACAUUCGUCGCCACCGCGACGUCCAUGGCCGCUGUCGGAGUUGGAGGCCGGACCCAUGGCGGGCCGCAACGACUUCGAGGACGACGACGUCAACCCCUUCGCCGGAGGGAGCGUCCCCCCUGCCUCCAAUUCUCGGCUCUCACCUCUCCCCCACGAGCCAGCUGGUUUAUAUAAUGUGGACAUUCCUAUGGAUUCAACUAAGGAUGUGAAGAGAAAGGAGAAAGAACUCAAGGCAAUGGAGCCUGAGCCAAACAAACGAGAAAAGAUUUCUUCGCCGGUGGUGUGCAGCGGGGCAACUGAAGUUCGUCUCUACAAGAGAUCAGAAUAUGGAUCGCCGCUGGUUCAAAUAGCUGCUCUUGUCCCCGUCGCACCACCCCGAGCUGUGGAGGGCGGCUCUGAUGACCCCGGCCAAGAGUUCGCCGGCGAGCCCACUUUGUAUCUGGCGGUGGUCCAAGACGGCCACACCAUUGACAUCGCGCGGCUGCUAUUCCACGGUGGCGAGCCUGCGCUGGAAGCUGACAAGGACGAGGACUACUACGCGGCGGCAGAAUUCAGUUCUAGCGAAGACGACCGGUCCCUCUCAUUGACCCUUGACGACUAUGCGAUGGUGAAAUCCAACUGGAGCGAUGAUGACUGGGCCGUCCCAUCAACAGGUGUUGCUAUGUCAUUUUUGGGAGGGCUGGGGUGCAAGGAGGACUCAGGGAUUCGGGACUGGGACUGGGACAGGGAUGGGGAGGAUGAGGAUGUGGAUGGGGAUGGGGGGGAUGGGGAGGAUGGGGAUGGGGAGGAUGGGGAUGAGGAUGAGGAUGAGGAUGGGGAGGAUGAGGAUGAGGAUGAGGAUGGAUCAAAUUUUGGAGUUUAUGAUAGUGGUGAUGAUUCAGAAUGCAGCAAGGAAGAUGGAGAUGUGGAGGACCAUGGGGAUACUGAGAAAGAUCUAAUCAAGCUUCGUAUUUGGCCAGCGCAGAAGCACCUGCUGCUUAAAUUUUUUAGUGGCAAGCAAUGGAAAUUAACAAAAGCCUACCGCCUAAUCUGGUUGAAAUGUGAUGAAUUGGAAGAGCUAUGCAAGUUCUCUUUCAAAAUGGAUGGUCCUAUUCCUGCUCCCUUUACCACAACCAGUGUUCCUUCUGGAACUGUUGAUAAUCUUCUAGCCUUUUCGAAACCGUCAAUCAACAGUUUCCAAGUUUGUAAAAAACUUGGCAAAGCUAGUGACUGCAAGAUUUUUAAGUGCCUUAUUUCGGGUAGUAGAUGUGCUGUUAAAUGCAUCCCUCUGCAUGCAUCUUGCUUCGAGGAGCCAAGGGAGGUUAAAAUCAUUUCAAGUUUGAGGAAUCGGCGCAUUAUGAGGCUUUUUCAGCCAGAUAACAUAUUCCUUGGCUCUGAUUAUGAAGUACGAAUUGGAGACUUCGGAGAUGCCUGUUGUGGCCAAGACGAGUUCGGAAAAUAUGGCGGUACGCCUAAUUGUGGCACGAAAAGUUAUUUGGCGCCAGAGCUUGAUGGUGAUGAGAAGAUAACUGAGAAGGUUGACAUCUACUCAGUUGGUGUAAUGUUUUUUGAGCUGCUGACACCAUUUGGGUCUGAAUGGGCGAGAGCAUUGGCAUUUGAGGAGCUGAGAGAUAAAGGGCCUCCAGAUGGCUGGAAGGGUGAUUAUGAGGGCGACCGCGAGUUUUAUGAUAGAAUGACCGCUUUGAAACCUGCUGACCGGCCUUCGGUGGAUGAGAUCCUGCUCACGUGCAUAGUACCUAUUCAAAUGAGUUACGUCGUGCCUGCCACCAACAUCGCUUCCACCCGCCUCCCCUCUCUCUUACCACUCCGAUUAGUGCCCUUACUGGAGCACGAGGACGUCGCGGUUGACCUGCUUUACGCCGUCAGGACUGUGGGGAUGGAGUUGUUGCUGGUGUUCAUACACAUCUUCAUCACCCCCAUCAAGCGGUUCCUCCAGACGCUCUGGGACACCGGCAUGCUCGGAUUCGUGCUUGCCAGCCCAGGGACAACCUUUGCAUUGCUCGCAGCCGUCUCAAGUAUUUAA
Messenger RNA from Triticum dicoccoides, 2344 nucleotides. RefSeq lists its product as uncharacterized. Lineage: Eukaryota; Viridiplantae; Streptophyta; Magnoliopsida; Poales; Poaceae. The transcript has 14 exons. Gene Ontology annotation, cellular component: cytoplasm; nucleus. Gene Ontology annotation, biological process: regulation of translational initiation by eIF2 alpha phosphorylation. Gene Ontology annotation, molecular function: ATP binding; eukaryotic translation initiation factor 2alpha kinase activity. Bases 68 to 2344 code for a protein of 758 amino acids. The record is from RefSeq and is a predicted model, not a curated record.